Messenger RNA from Egretta garzetta (little egret), 2662 nucleotides. RefSeq names its product neutral cholesterol ester hydrolase 1 (gene NCEH1). Lineage: Eukaryota; Metazoa; Chordata; Aves; Pelecaniformes; Ardeidae. The transcript is spliced from 5 exons. Bases 113 to 940 code for a protein of 275 amino acids. Gene Ontology annotation, molecular function: hydrolase activity. The record is from RefSeq and is a predicted model, not a curated record.
ACCUCCGGUGAAGCGAGACGAAAGGCUCAAGCGCGGCAUUGUGUACAUCCACGGAGGGGGCUGGGCCUUGGCAAGCGCAAGAACAAGUCUUUAUAACAAUCUCUGCAGAAUCAUGGCUGAAUCUCUCAACGCCGUCGUUGUCUCAGUUGAAUACAGGCUGGUACCAGAGGUGUGCUUCCCCGAGCAAUUCCACGAUGCUCUUCGUGCUACUAAGCAUUUUUUGCAGCCCGAUGUCCUAGCUGAGUAUUCCAUUGACCCGAGUCGAAUCGCAAUUUCUGGCGACAGCGCAGGAGGGAAUUUGGCGGCUGCUGUGUGUCAGCAGCUUAGCAAAGAUGAGCAUUUGACCAUCAAACCCAAACUGCAGGCCUUAAUUUAUCCAGUCCUUCAGGCAUUUGACUUCAAUACACCUUCCUAUCAGCAGAACAUGAAUAUGCCCGUUCUUCCUCGUUACGUCAUGAUCAACUAUUGGAUAGAUUAUUUCAAUGGCAAUUACGACUUGGCUCACUCGCUGCUAAUUAACAACCACACUGCUCUUGACGUCAGCCAAGCUCUCUCUUUCAGAGGCCGUCUGAACUGGACAUCUCUACUGCCUUCAUCGUUCAAAAAGAACUACAAGCCUGUAAUACAAACCACAGGCAAGGCCGAAAUCAUCCAGGAGAUACCGGCGCUGCUUGAUGUACGAGCAGUUCCGCUCCUUGCGGAAAAUGAAACUCUGCAGCUGCAGCCAAAGACUUACAUCCUGACCUGCGAGAACGACGUCCUGCGAGACGACGGGGUGAUGUACGCCAAGCGCUUGGAGAACGCCGGCGUGGAAGUCACGCUCGAUCACUUCGACGACUGCUUUCACGGCUGUAUGAUAUUCACCGUUUGGCCUACGGAUUUCUCUGCGGGCGUUCAGACCAGGAACAGCUACAUCAAAUGGCUGGAUGAAAACCUCUGAAGGGGGAGUCUCUCUAGAAGACACGGGGUGCGCAACUCUGGUGUCCGUUCUUGCUGGAGAGCAAACAACGCAGAAGUGCACUUUUCCAAAUUCAGACUUCACCCCUUCAGCUGCAGUGCUGGGGGUUACACACCACUAACUACAGCGUUCACUGGCUCCACUGGCCUUGCCCAGCAAAGAAUUUUGAGAAAUACUUUUUCAAACUUUGAUUUCUUCCCCCCCCCCCCUCCUUUUUUUUUUUUUUCAGUUGACAGUUACCAAAUGCAAACAAACGUUGAGCAGGGCGAUCAGCAUUCCUGUAGCAUCCUUAACCAGCCGCAACUUUCGAGCUUUGACUCUCAACUAGGUCCAAUGGCCACAGUUUUCAAAUGAUGUGAAGUAAAGCCAAACACCUACAUCUACAUCUGAAUAGGUAAAAAUGGGAGCUGGUUUUCAACAGUGCUGAGCCCUUGAUGUCAAAGAAAGUGUGAGAGCUCUCACCUUUGACAGCAGAGCCAUGCAUUUGAAUGUCAAGCCUGGAUUUAGGUGUUGGCUUUUAGUCUCAUAGACAAAUGGCUCAUUUAAAUUUAAAAAAAAAAAGCUCUUCUAGGCAGUUAAGAUGAUGCUAGACAAGUCUCCCAGCCAAACAUGCAAUUCAGCUUUGGAAUUUGGUCCUUAUUGCCUUCUAGUUAUUUAUAUUUUAUAAAAGCACAGGACUAAAUAUAUUUUCAAUAAAAAGCAUUACAGCAUACAUACGAAUAUAUAGGAUCAAAUACUAUGUGUAGCAGCAGAAUCCCAGUUGUUUAUGUGGGAGUGAGCUUCAAAGCUGACUGCUUAUUUGGCUGAAGAAUGUGACUUGGUGUUGAAAGCCUCAGCUUCCUAACCUUACAGAAAAUACUGAGCAUACUAAAAAAAAUAUCUACUGUGUGGUUUGCACUAAUGUUUAUAAUAAUAGUUGGGUUUGUUCAUUGACUUUUCUUUUGUGCUCGUAGUGUUUGUGAUUAUUUCACGCUUCCUGGAAAGAGGGAAGCAAGUAAAUAGAAGUGGGCUCUAGCCUAUGCGGAAGAUUUAAACCUGAGCUUUGCAGCUAAACUUUAUCUUGCAGGCUGACCUAGAGCGCUAGGUAAGGGGAUCUUGCAAAUCUCUACGGCCUGAGUCAGUCUCUAAAAUUCAGACAGGCAGGACAGGGAAGUGAAACCUCUUGCGCCGGCGCCUGUUGCCCAGCUUACUGCUUGCAGAAAGGAAGGUUGUGCAAAAGCCCGGUUUCUAGGCAAAGAGGAGAGAAUGGCUGCCCCGUGACUAAACCGGUGGAUUAAAUUCAUCCUCUGCUUUACCACAGACUUCCCGCGGGACGCUGGGAGAACAACUUCAUCUCCUUAUGCCUCCCUUUCUUCUGCUGCAAGGAGGGAGCAGCGAUUCCCUACCCCACAAAGGAGCUGCGAAGCUGGAGCCACAGGCGCUGGCGAAGCACGCGGCUGUGGCUGGCGGGCACCAAACACCUCCCGUAGGUUUUGGUUUUCCAUCCAUCUCUAAUAGCUGGCCCCGAGCAGCCCUGCCCCAUGAUGGGUGAUGCGGGGAGACUGCGGGUCCUCCCGGCAGUCAGCUCGUCUCCAUCCCGGCUCCGGUGACACUACCGUAAGGUGAAGGCUUCCUGGCUGUUGGGAGAGCACGGGAGAGGUAAUUUCAUGAGGGCAUUUCUUACGGCAGGAUUCUGAAAAGUUCUUUAAGGAAAAAAAAAAAAAA